GAUAUUGAUCUUACCAUGAGUUAUCACUACAGGUUGGUUGGAGGCAGCUUGGCAAUCAAUAACCCACAUAAAAAUCAGGAUAUUGGAACAUACCAGUGUUUGGCCACAAAUUCAUUUGGAACAAUUCUGAGCAGGAAGGCAAAGCUUCAAUUUGCAUACCUGGAGAACUUCGAGACGAGAGCGAGGAGCCCGGUGUCGGUGAGAGAGGGACAAGGAGUGGUCCUGCUCUGUGGAACUCCUCCCCACCACGGAGCCUUGUCCUACACCUGGAUCUUCAACAAUAACACCUUGGAUCUUCGGGAAGACAGCCGGCGCUUUGUUUCCCAGGCAACAGGAAACCUGUACCUGGCCAAGGUGGAGCCGUGGGAUGUUGGGAAUUACACCUGUGCCGUGAGCAGCGCCCAGGCUCAGCGCCAGGUCUGGGGGCCCCCCACUGCCCUCACCCUCCGAGGCGAUGGUGUGAUGGGGGAGUAUGAGCCAAAGAUUGAGGUGCGUUUCCCAGAAACAACCUACGCGGCAAAGGGCUCCUCUGUCAGGCUGGAAUGCUUCGCCCUGGGAAAUCCUGUGCCAAGUAUUAGCUGGAAGAGGUCUGAUGGAAACUCCUUGGCAAAGAAAAUCCAGCACAAGACUGGAGGAGUUCUUGAAAUCCCCAACGUUGAGGAGGAAGAUGAAGGUUCCUACGAGUGCAUCGCAGGAAACACUCGAGGAAUAAACAUUGCAAGAGGUCAAUUAUUUGUCUAUGCACCCCCUGAAUGGGAUAAAAAAAUCCAAAAUGCCUUUCUGUCUCUCUAUGACAGUUUAUUUUGGGAAUGUAAGGCAAGAGGAACACCAAAUCCUUCCUAUAGCUGGUUAAAAAAUGGCCAGCCCCUCAUGUCAGAGGAAAGAAUUCAAAUAGAAAAUGGGACUCUCCUCAUCCCCAUGCUGAAUCUGUCAGACUCAGGCCUCUAUCAGUGCGUGGCAGAAAAUAAAUAUGACACCAUUUAUGCCAAUGCUGAGCUGAGGGUGAUCGCUGCAGCCCCUGAUUUUUCCAGAAAUCCUGUGAAGAAGCUGUCUGUUGUUCAGGUUGGAGGGGAAGUUACAAUUGGUUGCAAACCCAGUGCUUCUCCCAGAGCUGUUGUUUCCUGGAGAAAGGGCUCGGAGCUUCUGCGCCAGAACAAAAGGGUGGUGCUCCUGGAGGAUGGCAGCCUCAGGAUCUCCAACAUCACCAAGGCGGAUGCUGGGGUUUACAUUUGUGUAGCCACAAACCAGUUUGGAACGGCCAGAAACUCAGGGAACCUGAUUGUGAAAGAAAGGACUGUCAUCACCAUUCCACCCUCUGACACAGACGCAACAGUUGGAGAGAGCAUUGUCCUGCCCUGCCAGGUGUCCCACGACCCCUCCCUGGACGUGGUGUUCUGGUGGUCAUUCAAUGGCCAGAGAAUCGAUUUGAGCAGAGGAAUCCAUCACUUUGAAAGGAUUGGAAGAGAAUCUGCUGGUGAUUUGAUGAUAAGAAAUAUUCAGCUGCAUCAUUCUGGGAAAUAUGUGUGCAUGGUGCAAACUUCUUUAGACAGUCAAUCUGCAGCAGCAGAUAUAAUUGUGAGAGGCCCCCCAGGUCCACCAGAAGAUGUUAAAGUUGAACAUGUUUCUAGCACGACUGCUGGCUUAUCCUGGAAGCCUGGAGUAGAUAACAACAGCCCAGUGCAGAUCUACAGCGUCCAGACCAGGACUCCCUUCUCGGUGGGAUGGCAGGCGGUGGCCACAGCUCCCGAGGUGAUUAAUGGCAGGACUCUGAAGGCCACGGUGGUGGAUUUAAGCCCCUGGGUUGAGUACGAGUUCCGGGUGGUUGCCAGCAACAGCGUUGGGAUUGGGGAGCCGAGCAGGCCAUCGGCUCUCCUGAGAACCAAAGCAGCAGUUCCUGUGGUGGCACCUACGAACAUCAGCGGAGGAGGAGGGAGCCGCUCCGAGCUGGUCAUCACGUGGGAGCCAGUGUCAGAAGAACUCCAGAACGGGGAAGGUUUUGGCUACAUCGUCAUGUUCCGUCCCCUGGGCUCAACAACCUGGACCAAAGCUGUGGUGGCCUCGGUGGAAUCCAGCAAAUACAUUUAUAGGAAUGAGAGCAUCACACCCCUCUCUCCUUUCGAGGUGAAAGUUGGUGUCUACAACAACGAAGGAGAAGGGACCCUGAGCUCCAUUUCCAUCAUCUACUCAGGAGAGGAUGAGCCACAGAUGGCCCCGGCGGGCGCCUCGGCGCUGAGCGUGUCGGCGGCGGCGGUGGAAGUGUCCUGGCUGCCCAUCCCCUGGAACCGGCACACGGGAAGGGUCCUGGGUUACGAGGUUUUAUAUUGGAUAGAUGAUCCCAAGGAAAGCACAGCUGGGAAGGUCAGAGUCAGUGGGAAUGUGACAGCCAAAAACAUCACGGGCCUGAGAGCUAACACGGUGUAUUUUGCAACAGUCCGAGCCUACAACACUGCGGGGACGGGGCCCUCCAGCACCCCGGUGAAUGUCACCACCAAAAAAUCCCCACCAAGUCAACCUCCAGCAAACAUCGCCUGGAAGCUGACAAAUUCCAAAAUCUGCCUGAACUGGGAGCAUGUGAAAACAAUGGAGAAUGAGUCUGAGGUGCUGGGCUACAAAAUUCUGUACAGACAGAACAGGCACAGCAAAGCCCAUAUCCUGGAGACAAACAACACUUCAGCUGAACUUCUGGUCCCGUUUGAAGAAGAUUAUCUCAUCGAGAUAAGAACCGUUAGUGAUGGUGGCGAUGGCAGCAGCAGUGAGGAAAUUAGGAUUCCAAAAAUAUCGAGUUUGAGCUCUGGAGCAAUGAAAUUAUCCCAAAGGAUAAACCACACAUUGACAUCUGGAAUCCUGCUGUUGAGUUCUGUUCUUCUAAACCCUUUUCCUUGCUGGUUCAAGCAAUGCUCAGCCGUGGACUUUUAA
Poecile atricapillus (Black-capped chickadee) is the source of this 2916-nucleotide messenger RNA. It is a transcript of the gene CNTN6, whose product is annotated as contactin 6. The transcript has 20 exons. Gene Ontology annotation, molecular function: cell-cell adhesion mediator activity. Lineage: Eukaryota; Metazoa; Chordata; Aves; Passeriformes; Paridae. The record is from RefSeq and is a predicted model, not a curated record. Gene Ontology annotation, biological process: brain development; cell-cell adhesion. Bases 16 to 2916 code for a protein of 966 amino acids.